Scleropages formosus (Asian bonytongue) is the source of this 4211-nucleotide messenger RNA. RefSeq names its product OTU deubiquitinase with linear linkage specificity b (gene otulinb). The record is from RefSeq and is a predicted model, not a curated record. Gene Ontology annotation, biological process: protein linear deubiquitination. NCBI's taxonomy places the organism in Eukaryota, Metazoa, Chordata, Actinopteri, Osteoglossiformes, Osteoglossidae. Bases 46 to 2121 code for a protein of 691 amino acids. Gene Ontology annotation, cellular component: cytoplasm. Gene Ontology annotation, molecular function: cysteine-type deubiquitinase activity. The transcript has 10 exons.
GGACGAUCGGGCGGCGCUGCGUACGCGUUCGGCUCCGCGGUCCCAAUGCGUGUCAACAGAAGGAAGAAAAGGAAGCCUGUGGUCAAGAUGGGAAACUGCUGCCCCGCCACCCAGCAGCUCGCCUCCGCAGAGGAACGGAAGGGGCUGCUGGUCGACGCCAAGGCGAAGGAGGGACACGUGGGGAAGCGGAAGGGGUCCCGGAGCCAAAUGGGUCCCCAGGACAAGCUGCAGAGAGACGGGGAUGUAGCUGCCCCCGGUGAUGCUCAUGAAACAUGGGGAGGAGAGGGAGCUGAUGGGUGGAGUGAUGCUGAUCCGGUGAAUCCAAGGUCCUGUGUGGAGGUUCAUAAGGAGUCCAAGGCUGAGGAGGAGCACAGCAGAGACGCCUCGCUGCCACAUGUCAACAAUCUCUCCUGUCCUGUGGAAGACACGCACAUUAACAACUUUGACACCAGUGUCGAGGAUCAGUGUCUAGCAGGCAAAAUAGCGGACGCCUCCAGCACAUCGGUGGACAAACACAAAGACAAGUGCCCUCUAGAAGUGGAAGACAAACAGACUGCAGCUUCCUUUGAAAAGUCUGAGGUUUUCCAGAACAGCACAAUAUCUCAGUCGGACACCCAAGCGGAACAUCCCUCCAGUAGCAGCCUCUCUGAGGACGCAUCUGCAGAGCAUGGUGAUGGAGACCUUCUCAGAGACCCCAGCAGCGUGCCACUCGAGGCAGAUGUGACCGCUGGCAUGUGUUCAGGCAGAAGCUUAACAGACAGCAGUGGAGAGAAAAGUGAGGCUGACAUGCCGAAGAAGCUGAAGACGAAGCAGAGGUCCACAGACGAGAACCAGGGUGGUCAAAUGUCAAAAAAGGAUGCAGAAUCGUCACCUGUCAAGAGUGAUGCUUGCAAGGAAGAGAGAGCCAGGAAUUCCCAGGCUGGGUCCGCAGCGGCGAGUGACCCAUCGUCUCGAUACAGCGAUGAGCAGCCGCAGGGAGGCAAGCAGGAUUUCGGGGGAGACGCGAGCAAAACCGAUGCUGGUUCGCGACGGGACAGUGUCAAUAAAUCUUCAGCCAAAGUCCAGGAAGUUCCAGCCAACCAGAAUAAAGGUCCCCCCAGUGUGGUGAGAGAAGAACCAAUGAAAGGAGAAAGUGGUUCAAAUGAAAUGGAAGAGGACAGCAGCGAGGUGGACCUCUAUAGAGGAGUUGAAGAGAUCGAGGAAGAACGGCUCAAGAAGGAGGAACUGCAAGUGCAGGAGUCAGUUGCAGAUGCGCUGCUCGCUCUCCGAAACACAACCUGUGAACCUGAGGACAGGAGCAGUGUGGCAGCAGAGGUGGACCUCCUCUUCUACAGCCAGAUGGAAUGGAGGGGCAACACAGCCAAGAGCGCCCUCAUCAGGAAGGGUUAUGAGGAGGUGUCGCACACUUUUCAGAGCCUCCGCCGUGUGAGGGGAGACAACUACUGCGCUCUGAGGGCCACCCUCUUCCAAGUUCUUUCCCAGGAUCACCCGCUUCCUGAUUGGCUCCAGCAAGGCGAUAUCGCCCAGUGGCCAGAGGAGCUGCUGGCAACAGAGGAGCUUAUUGGCCAGUGGAGGUUUCCCUUGGACCACAGGGAUGGCGAUUCAAUACCGUCCUCUGUUGAGCAGCUGAAACUCUACCUGAACCUCUUGAGGAAAAGGUGGCACUCAGCCGCCAAGGCACGCAACCCCCAGGAGAGACAUGAGAUUUGCGAAGAGGUCUUCCAGGGUGGCGAGGAGGAGUAUGGCCUGCUGGAAGCGGUCAAGUUCCUGAUGCUGCGCAUGGCCAUGGAGCUUCAUGGCCGUAUGUUGCGGGACGAGCCAGUGCCGGUCUUCUGCUGGCUGCUCUUCGCCCGUGAUUCCUCCGACUGCCCGCGCACAUUCCUCACGAACCACCUCUGCCAUGUUGGUUUCAGCGGUGGCCUUGAACAGGUGGAGAUGUUUCUGCUGGGCUACACUCUACAGAGGACGAUCAAAGUGUACCGGCUAUACAAGACCAAGACACAGGAGUUUGUGACGUACUACCCCGAUGACCACAAGGAGGAUUGGCCCCACGUUUGUCUGGUCACAGAGGAUGACCGUCACUACAACAUUCCCGUGGUUAAGAGGGAGAAAGAGAGCUGAGCUUGUCGAAUUCCCAAAAUAAGCUUCAGCUCACCCUAUGCUCUUCUGUUUAAUGAAGUAGCUGUGAUGUUUUAGUAAACUUGAAAACAGAUUCAGGAUAUUUCCUGACAGCCAGGACUUAGCACUUUACAGUGAUCAGUAAACACCUGGCAAAAAUGCCUUCUUGAGGGCUUAGGCCCUUGAAUAAGGCACAAUAGACAACUAUUAAUAUUUAUCUGUAUGACAUACAGAAUUCUGUUUGGUUUAACUACUGCAGCUGAUACUUUGGUUCUCUUGUCAGGCUCUAGUCCAUCUUAGAUUCACACCCCCCCCCCCCCAUGAUUGUCAUUUGUUCAGCUGAUGGGAGAAUUUCUCAGCCUAACCCAAAUGUGUGGGCAGAGGAACAUUUUGAAAGCAUUAUGCAAAAGGAAAACAAAAGCAGCAGCAAUCCCACAGCCUGCCAGGGCUGCCAGAAUGAUAACCAUACAAUUUCCAUGGGAUCCUUGUUGACUUGAGAUGACUGACCAGCAUCUACUGGGGCCUGAGUGUAUUUAAGUCUCUGCUGCUUCGGAAGAGGGGCCUGGAAGUGUAGUGACCAUGAAUGUGCAACUUUAAAUUGUAUGAUAGUCUAGCAUUGCCUUAAAUAACCUCUACUUGUUGCACUGUUUCUUAGUUGAACACUUCUGAACUUGGUCCUGAAUUUUUGAAAAAACUGGUAUGUUGCUGGUAAUCUAUAGGUUAUAGAUUUGUGAAGUGGGGAAAGAGGUCCUUCUAGGACCAUUUAAGAAAAAUCUGAAAUACAUGUAAAUGUAUACAAUUUUAAUAUCAAGUUCAGGAACCAUUUACAAAAAAAUGUGACAACUGUAAAAUUGAAAUUGCACUAUGUUUAGCCCUCCUUUUGACAAUUUUGGAUGGAUUUCUGCUUUGUCAAAAUAAUGGCUUUUUCAGUACUUCAAAAUCACUUGUGCAAAUGUACUGAACAGAAGUUGGAUUAAACAAGAAAAACAAUACAACUGAGCCACCGAAUCACCCUUUAAUCACUUAUUGUCCCUUUUUCUUUAACUGUAACAUCAUAAAUCCAGUAUUGCACUGGUCGGGAAUUAGGCAGUUGCUAACUACAAAAAAAGUCUAUACACCAGCUAGUUUGAAGGGAAAAAAAAACCUAUAGAAGCUUUGACACCUUGUAGUUGUGCAUCUUUAACAUAGGACUAUGCACCAUUUACUAAAAGGACUAACACAGCUAGACAACCAUGCAAGGUAUGGAGAUACAUCCUGAGAUUGAAAGAGAUGCCCUAGUCAGCUGGGGGGGAAUUGCAAAUGACAUGCCAUUAUAAAAAAAAAAAAAAAAAGCUACAGAACACCCCUCCCCACAUCCAGUCCCACCGUGGCAUCCUGUCCUCAUCCCGACCUGCGUCAGAUAAUACAAUAUGUCACCCAUAAAAAAGGAAACUGGUAACAAUAUUUGUACACCUAUAACAUGAUAAAAAAAUAUGUUCUUUAAAUGGCACCAAUGCACCAACCCGGCACUCACACAUCAUGAGAAACAGUCCCCCCCCCCCCCCUUGAUACUCAACUUAAAUAGAACUCAAUAGCUAUAGAAUAUCUGCUUUUUUUUCUACCUGCACCACCAGCGACUCAAGCUGAAGCACUUAACCUGGAAUCUGGGCAUCGCGGCCCCUCGGGAGCUCUGCAGCAGUUACGAAGCACAAAGGUCAGAGCACUUGGACCUCAGGCCAUUUAAGCUUUUCUUAUACAUUCAAAGUAAAAAGUCUUAGUUGUCCAAGCAAUUAAAGUUAUUCUAUAGAAAUUUUUAUUUUUUUUGGUAAAUGGUUCAUAAAUGUGAAGGACGGCAGCACAAGAAGUUCAGCGUACAUGGAACAGAUACGAGACUGCUUUGGUACAAAUUGGCGUCUUCGCUUUUGUACCUUCCUGCCUCCGCAGUGACCACGCGGGAGACGGAAGACCCUGCGCGUCUUUGUGAAUAUUUUCUUAGAGGAUAAGUUGCGGUACACGAACCCGCUUUCAACAGUUGUGUCGCGUCACUGGUACACGUACACAAAAGGUUCCUCUUGGAGUCAAGUGACUUUCAUAAUUAAAAAAAAAAAAAAAAA